CCUACCCACCGAUGUCAAGCAGAGGCAGAGACUCAGCCCUGGGACAUGCUACAGCAGAUGCUGCCACAGACCCGGCCAGAAAAACCAAAGGGCUCCCAGAGACCAGGACGGACGCAGCCAUGUCAGAGCUGGUGCCCGAGCCCAGGCCUAAGCCGGCAGUGCCCAUGAAGCCCGUCAGCAUCAACGCCAACCUGCUGGGCUACAUCGGCAUCGACACCAUCAUCGAGCAGAUGCGGAAGAAGACCAUGAAGACCGGGUUCGACUUCAACAUCAUGGUCGUCGGUCAGAGUGGACUGGGCAAGUCAACGCUGGUCAACACGCUCUUCAAAUCCCAAGUGAGUCGCAAGUCCUCCAGCUGGAGCCGCGAGGAGAAGAUCCCCAAGACCGUGGAGAUCAAGGCUGUGGGGCACGUGAUAGAGGAAGGCGGUGUCAAAAUGAAGCUGACCGUCAUCGACACGCCUGGCUUUGGAGACCAGAUCAACAAUGAAAACUGCUGGGAGCCCAUUGAGAAGUACAUCAACGAGCAGUACGAGAAGUUCCUGAAGGAGGAGGUGAACAUCGCCAGGAAGAAGCGCAUCCCGGACACUCGUGUCCACUGCUGCCUCUACUUCAUCUCCCCCACGGGACACUCCUUGCGACCGCUUGACCUGGAGUUCAUGAAACACCUCAGCAAAGUGGUGAACAUCAUCCCCGUCAUAGCCAAGGCUGACACCAUGACGCUGGAGGAGAAGUCCGAGUUCAAGCAGAGGGUUCGCAAGGAGCUUGAAGUGCAUGGCAUUGAAUUCUACCCACAGAAGGAAUUUGAUGAAGAUUUGGAGGACAAGACGGAGAAUGACAAAAUCCGGGAGAGCAUGCCCUUUGCCGUGGUGGGAAGUGACAAGGAAUACCAAGUGAACGGCAAGCGGGUCCUCGGCAGGAAGACGCCCUGGGGGAUCAUUGAAGUGGAAAACCUCCACCACUGUGAGUUUGCCCUGCUUCGAGACUUUGUCAUCAGGACUCACCUCCAGGACCUCAAGGAAGUGACACACAACAUCCACUAUGAGACCUACAGGGCCAAGCGGCUCAAUGACAACGGAGGCCUCCCUCCGGGAGAAGGCCUCCUGGGCUCUGUCCUUCCACCCGUGCCAGCCACCCCCUGCCCCACUGCUGAAUGAAGGCCAUUUCAAGCGCUGCUUCUCCCUCCAUUCCUCUCAGCUGUUAUUGCUGCAGGGCCAUGACCUUUUAAGGGCUGUGUUUGUCCAGCCCACCUCCACAGCCCUUCUCUCUCUCAGGCCCUCAGCAGGUGGGAGGGGCCAGCCGCUUUAGGACAGUCGCCUUCUCCAUUUAUCCAAACACCCCUCUCCUCCCAGUGGAAUGGAGCUCUCGACAGCACUGCCCUCCUCCAUCGUCUGUGUCAGCUGGUCCCAGCCCAUCUAUAGGGUGAAAGAACUCAUCAAGAGCUUCUUCUGCCCUUGCAAACCCAUACCAGCUACUUGUUACCAUCUCCAAGGGACAUGGCAUUGCUCCCUGUCCAUCUGCAUGAGCUACUCUUGGCUUCCUUAAAGGGUCAAGAAAGCCAUUUUUCUGCUUGUCAGAUUCAUUGAUGUCAGCUGUGUGAACCCUGAUGUGGGACAAGGGUGUCUCCUUCAUUGCUUAAAACUUAUAAGGAUGGGUCACUACAGAUGUGGGGGAGUAAGGGCUAGGAUCGCUCCUUUAAAAAUCACCACUUGUGGCUGGCCCAGAGUGUGGUUACACACACUCCCCACCCCAUAAUGCAGCCACUUAGGAAGAGUGGUUUUCCGAAGAGACAUUUCUGGGUUGACUCCCUUAUCCUCAACCUUAAAAAACAAACAAACUAAACACAGACAAAAAACUCCAGAUCCCCAGAAGAUGUGAACUCUAGGAAGAAAAAAAAGCACCCAUCUGUCUACUUAGCAAUAAGAAGGAUCUCUUCCCACCCACAUUGACUAUCCCUACCCCCCACCCAGUUAAUGUGAGUAAUGACUCAGUCUGGCCACAGUUGGUCACUGUAGGCUAGUGGAAAAUACCCAAUGGAGGGCAAAGGCCCUCCUCAGAUGCAUGAAUGUUUGCGAAUGUCGGCUGCCACUGCCCCACACACUGUGUCUUUAUGGAACCUCUCCCUGCCCGCCCCUCCCCAUCUCCACCUGGACACAACUUGCUCAAAGGCUGGUGACUUGUGGGCCAUUCAUCUACAACCAAGUCCUGAUGGAGCAAGAGGCCCAAGCCUAGGGGAUGCAAGAACGACCCAUUUCUUAAAUGUUACUGGUCCCAGCCAACCUUUUGGUGACAUUAUGGUUAAAUUUCCCAAUUGAAAACAAGCCAAUGACACUCAAACUGGUUGUGUAAAUGUUGCUAGACUUUAUGUGUUGUACAACUAAACAUUGCUGUUUGAACAAUAACUGCCUGGCCUGUGUCUUAUUUGUGCUCCACUCCUUGGCCAAACAGAUAUUACAUCAUCUCACCCAUGUGUGGAGGGUGAGACAGGGACUGUCUUAAUAAGAAGUAGCCACAGAAAUUAAAGAUAGAAAUCAUUUUGUCUGGUCAGUUCAUCUUUAGUUGGACCCCAGUCAUUAUUCCCUGGGAUUUUGUAUCCAAAAUAAGUGAUGAAACUCUCACUCUUGAUCUUGAGGGAUGCAUUGCAUAGCCUGCUUCCUUCAAUGAAAACAAUGUUUUGUUUUCAUUCAGCUAAUUUUUCUAGCUUUUCCCCUCCUUUUUCCGGAAGGCAUAAAAACCAAGUCUGUCAAAGGAAUGAACCCAUCUUGCCUAGAGACUUGCCUACUUUACAAUAAAUACUUUUAAGAGUUAAGAAUUUAAAAAAUUAAAUUUAAAUCACUAGCUUGUCUCUUUUUUGAACUUAAACCCAUCCCGCCUCUCUUUGAGGUGUAUCCUCUCCUUUGUAACCAGCAAAUAGCACAACUCUCACCUGUAUAUUAUUUCUCUAAAUUUGGACAUGAUGGGUCCAUACGUGCGAUUGUGUUGGGGAUGUCAAUAUUCUGUAAGGUGAGUGCAAGGUACAGAUGAACAGUGAGGGGUCAAGACUGGAGGAAGACAAGUUCGGAGGCUGGCUCUUGGGAGUCAUUCAGGUCAAAUGAUGAGGGCCAGAACUGGAGUGCGUCG
This is a messenger RNA of Eptesicus fuscus (big brown bat), 3117 nucleotides long. It is a transcript of the gene SEPTIN3, whose product is annotated as septin 3. Bases 12 to 1154 code for a protein of 380 amino acids. NCBI's taxonomy places the organism in Eukaryota, Metazoa, Chordata, Mammalia, Chiroptera, Vespertilionidae. Gene Ontology annotation, biological process: cytoskeleton-dependent cytokinesis. Gene Ontology annotation, molecular function: GTPase activity; GTP binding; molecular adaptor activity. The record is from RefSeq and is a predicted model, not a curated record. Gene Ontology annotation, cellular component: microtubule cytoskeleton; cell division site; septin ring. The transcript has 11 exons.